AUGCCAUUAGUCGUAAAUGAAAUCUCGGAUUACGCUUCAGAACACGGAAUGGAACUAAAUUAUAAGAAAUGCAAACAGAUGUUUAUCAACUUUCUUAAAUAUAAAGGAUCUGAUGAUGAAAACCCGAUCGAUGAUGAAAAUCCGAUCCAUGUUGCAGGUAAACCGGUGGAAACUGUGUCCUCUUUCAAGCUCCUAGGUGUAUGGAUAUCAAACGACUUGUCAUGGAAUACUCACGUUGACAUGGUAUUGAAAAAGGCAAAUUCUCGCUUAUACGCACUGCGUCUGUUUAAAAAAGGCUGGUCUUCAAGCAUCACACAUUGUACAAAUAUAUAUCUCAUUCAUUAGAUGCAUCCCCUGUGUGGUCGUCAAUACCUAAAUCAUUAUCUGACAUUCUCGAAUCUGUUCAAAAGAGAGCUUUGAUAAUAGCUUACCCAGAUCUGUUAUAUGAUGAAGCCCUGGCAAUUUCAAACUUACAGUAUUUGAGUACUCGUAGAGACAUCUCUUGCAAGAAAUUCGUCGAAUCUUUGCGACGUGAUGUUUCACCUUACAACCCUUUGACCAAAAUUAUGGAAAUUCGUCCCGGGGUAAAAACUCACGAUUAUGACUUAAGGAAUGACAGAACGGUCGAACAAUUUUUAUGGCCAGAAAUCACUGAACGGCUAAAGAACUUCGUGACUAGGAAAUAUUAUUAG
Molecule: messenger RNA, 692 nt
Organism: Paramuricea clavata
Lineage: Eukaryota; Metazoa; Cnidaria; Anthozoa; Malacalcyonacea; Plexauridae
Source: the annotation of a GenBank genome assembly